UAGUAUUAAUAACUGUAUAGUCAUGUCUUCAAAUUGAUUGUAAUUAUCAUAUGUUAUGUCAACUAUGGCUUCAAUAGAUGACAAUCAAGUGACCAAAAGAUGUGAUGAAAUGGAUUUAAAUCAUUAUUGUUUUGCUAUUGAUUUGAGAAGUAUUGUUGCAAUUGAUGUCAAUGUGGGACCAAUCAAAUCAAGUUAUCUUCAGUUUUGUUAUCCAUUUUUUGGAUACACUGACAACAUUAAGACAUUUCCGUCCAUUACUGUCACCGUCAAUGAAGACACUGUUAUACCUCAUGGCUUCUGUGCCUUCAACUUUGCCACGACUGACAAAAAACUGAAGAAGACUUUUAAAGAAGUUCCACUUAUUAUUGAAAUGAUUGAAGAAACAACUAUUAAGACAAUUGUGGGAACCGCUAAAAUAGAUCUAUUCUCUGUAUAUGAAGCACAACCUAACAGAGCGGAUGACAAGAAAGUGGUCAACACAGUAGUUCCGGUGAUGUCUGAACAAAACAAAACAAUAGCUCAGAUACAGAUCAUAAUGUUUUUGCAAAAUUGUGGUAAAACAAAGAUACCUCUUAUGCCUGAUUUGCCAGACAUUAGUGUCAUGAAGAGUACUGUCAAAGAAAAUACAAUCGAAAACAUCGAUAAUUUGGACCAUUUGUUGACUGAAACGGCUUUAGAAAUAGAGUUAUGGAAAGAAAAACAAAUGAUUUUAUUUAGAGAAAGACUUAAACAAAAUGAAGAAGAAUUCAAUAAGAAAUUAGAAGAAAAACUUAUCAAAGAAGAGAAAGAAAUUAAAGUUAAGUUUAAAGAAUUGACAGAACUUGAGAAUAAAUUCUUGAAAUCUUUAGAGGAGUUGAAGAUUAGGGAACAGAAGAUCAGUUAUAAAGAAAGUCAAAUUGAUUUGAAACAAAAAGAAAUAAAUCUUAAAUUUGAAAAUUUAAACGAAGAAAUAUCUCAAGUCAUGAAUGAUCUCAAAGACAAUUACGAACAGAGAAUGACUUCUGAAAGAAAUAAAUGUAAAGAACAGGAAUCAGGAAAAUGGAAAAUACAAGAAAAAGUGUAUUUUCUUGAAAGAAAACUUAAAGAAAAAGAUAAUAUAAUUAAAGAAUUAGAAGAAAAAAUUAAUCAAAAAGAAAAAUCAAUUCAUACAAGAAGUAAUAAUUUACAAACAAAUUCUUUAGUUAGGACGACAUCUUUACCGCGAAAUACAACACCGAAAACAGUUUUAGUCACCAGAGAACCAUCAUUUGAUUCGAUAGCAAAAAAUAUCAAAACUCUUAAAACAAGCAAAAGAGAUAUAUUUACGAAAACUUCUACACCUAUGAGGUCUAAGGCACCGAUUUUUACUAACAAUAGAUCGAAAAAUAUCUCGAAUACUAAAGUUCUGACAAAAGUGGAAAAUCUUGAAAAAUCUAAAUUAAUUGAAGCGAUUAAACAAAAGAGAAAUGACUUAAUUUCACGAGGAGUUCAUAUCAAUGAUCCGAUUAUUCAAGAAAUUGAUUCCAAACUUAAUUAUGUCUAAACAAGUGUUAAUAUUUUUUGUAUAUAUAACUUAACUAUAAUUUAUUUUCUAUUAUAUCUAUAC
Molecule: messenger RNA, 1585 nt
Organism: Oppia nitens
Lineage: Eukaryota; Metazoa; Arthropoda; Arachnida; Sarcoptiformes; Oppiidae
Product: centrosomal protein of 120 kDa-like
Exons: 2
Coding region: 56-1522 (488 amino acids)
Biological process (GO): positive regulation of centriole elongation; centrosome cycle; interkinetic nuclear migration
Cellular component (GO): centriole; centrosome
Source: RefSeq, a predicted model, not a curated record